AUGUGCAGCCCGGGCAGCGAGCGGCCUGGCCGGGAGGGCGUGUCCCAGCUCCACGCGUUCUGGUUGCAGCAGCUCCAGCAGAGGGACCAGCUGAGGCUCUGCUUCCCCUGCUUCAGGCUCCUCUUCCGGAGCUUUAAGGGGUCCUUGGAGGCGGGAGCCUGGGGGAGGAGAACUGGGACCCCCGAGCCGGCGCAGCACCCCGUGGCGGGGCCAGGGGAGGGGCCGUCCCAGGGGAUGGGGCCCAGCGGGUGGCAGGGCCUGGAUCAGCCCGAACAGGGUGGGCUUGGGGACUGGGGCUCGGACACCCUGGCGUCAGACCCCGAUGAGUCCGGAGAGCUGGGCCUGAUGCCCACCGAGCUGACCCCUCAAAACGCGGUACCGCCAGGCCUGGGCCCCGAGCACGCUGACUGGACCCACGGCCGCCGCUGGAGGUUUGGGGGGGUUCCUACCUGCUCCCACCGGCCGAGCCCCUAUGUCUUACCGCAGAGUUUCCCCCACGAGAUCCUGCCCCCAGGGGAGCCCAGGCUGCUGGAGCUGGUCGCCACCAGGAGGUGGACCUUGCACUGGCCGACACCUGGCUGCUGCGCCUGCCGGCCGUGGCCAUGGUGGGCGGCCCCCCGCCCUCCCUGCACCUGCCUGCGGCACAUGGCGCCGCGGUGGGUCCGGAGGACGCCGGGGCCGCGCUGGGGCCCAACGGCCGGUGUGAGCUGCAGCUCCAGAGCCAGGCCCGGCCAGCACCUGAGCCCGUGGCGGCCGAGCGUCCUGGAGAGCUGCCCACCAGGCCACGGUGCCCAGCUGGUCCCUGCGGGCACCGCCCUGCUGAUGAGGGGGUUCCGGUCCUCUCUUACUCUCCCUGGAACAAAACAGGCAGAGGACGACGACCCGGGAUCUGGGCCAGAGGCCUCCCCCAAGGGCAGGGUCCUGGCUUCACUGGGACAGACAGCUGGGGGGCCCGGGAGAGCCUGGGCCCUGAGGGAGCUUCCCUAUUUCCAGCCCCUCAGCCUGAGGCCCAAGUGA
Myotis daubentonii (Daubenton's bat) is the source of this 1017-nucleotide messenger RNA. RefSeq names its product testis expressed 19 (gene TEX19). Gene Ontology annotation, biological process: male gonad development; spermatogenesis; placenta development. The record is from RefSeq and is a predicted model, not a curated record. Gene Ontology annotation, cellular component: cytoplasm; nucleus. Lineage: Eukaryota; Metazoa; Chordata; Mammalia; Chiroptera; Vespertilionidae.